This is a messenger RNA of Yarrowia lipolytica CLIB122, 633 nucleotides long. RefSeq lists its product as uncharacterized. NCBI's taxonomy places the organism in Eukaryota, Fungi, Ascomycota, Dipodascomycetes, Dipodascales. The record is from RefSeq and is a predicted model, not a curated record. Gene Ontology annotation, cellular component: cytoplasm; membrane.
AUGGCUCAAGACGACAUUGAACUGGGCCUCAUUAAGGACAAGCCCGCCGAAUGGGCUCCGGAAACAGGUUCGUCGGAAAAACACAUCCACCGCCCGCCAUGGAACCUCAAGUUGUUCGUGCUGGUUGUCCUCCAGCUGACCACCACGGCAGUCGUGAUUCUGCACUUUAGCGAGCUGGAGACUCAGAGUCCGCUCGGACUGGCCGCGCUCAUCUGUGUGUGUCUCUCGGGCCUCAGCCAGGGCAUCACCCAGGCGUUUAUCACGCGUCGACCCAACUACUCACAGCUCUUCAAGUUCUACGUGUGGGGAGUCAUCAACGGCGUCACCACAAAGAUGUGGACCGACAUGCUCAUCGCCAAGGUGCCAGUCACCAUUCUCAGAGUCGUCAUCGACCAGCUGUGCGGAAACCCGGGCUUCCAGCUCAUGUUUUUGUCGCUAUCAGCUUACUGGGAUGCCACGUCCAUCUCUGCAACUUUGCAUGAAUCCUUCUGGAAGACACUCAAAAGCAGCUGGCUCAUCUGGCCUAUCUUCUCAAUGGUAGCCUUCUUUGUGCUUCCCCAAAACCUCAUUGUUCCUUGCAACUGUGUCGUGAACCUGACAUGGUGCGUCAUUCUGGGACUCAUCACUCAAUAA